Trichoplax adhaerens is the source of this 330-nucleotide messenger RNA. RefSeq lists its product as uncharacterized. The coding region runs from base 1 to 330 and encodes 109 amino acids. The transcript has 4 exons. Lineage: Eukaryota; Metazoa; Placozoa; Uniplacotomia; Trichoplacea; Trichoplacidae. The record is from RefSeq and is a predicted model, not a curated record.
AUGCCUACCCAGAAGCCUUUUUAUAGACUACAGGCCUCCUUUCGUUGUACCCUUAAAGGAGGGAGUGAGAAAAGCUUUAUGACUUCCUCGAUACAGCAUAACAGGGGUAAUUGCAGCAGAUGCAGAAAUUCAACGGUAAUUAAGGGCUGCCUUAAUGCUAGCCUAAGAAAUCGAUACGGCUACAGCAAAGGAUCGAGUCAUGGCUCAAUAGCUGGGAAAUGUUUGCCCUAUGACAUCAACUACACCAUCUAUGAUAAGUCAGUAAAUGCAAUUGCUGUAGAGUAUUAUUUGCGAAUGGGUCUGAUGCUGUAUAGAGAUGUUGUAUUAUAA